Hippocampus comes (tiger tail seahorse) is the source of this 3287-nucleotide messenger RNA. It is a transcript of the gene brsk2a, whose product is annotated as BR serine/threonine kinase 2a. Gene Ontology annotation, cellular component: cytoplasm. Bases 312 to 2396 code for a protein of 694 amino acids. The record is from RefSeq and is a predicted model, not a curated record. Gene Ontology annotation, biological process: intracellular signal transduction; protein phosphorylation. The transcript is spliced from 19 exons. Gene Ontology annotation, molecular function: protein serine/threonine kinase activity; ATP binding. NCBI's taxonomy places the organism in Eukaryota, Metazoa, Chordata, Actinopteri, Syngnathiformes, Syngnathidae.
CAGUCGCACCGAGGCAGAGCAGCUCACUCGCUCGCUCCUACAAUGCUUUGAAGGCACUUGCAGCUCAUCUUCGGUGAUUGGGAGAGCUGAGGGGAGAGAAAGGGACAACCUCGUCUCCUCAAACACCGAGCGAGGUUGUGGCCAAAGGAGGCAGAAAGAGGCUGAAGAAAGAGAGCCACAAGAAGAGGAGGUGACGGCGGCGGAGUUUUAAAAGCAAGACCUCAAAGCGGCUCGGACCUCCGAGGAGGACGAGUGCUUUUCGUCGCCUGCUUUUCGUUCUAGAAAGUAACUGAUCUGCAGCCGCAUUCGUCAUGUCAUCGUCCGGUAAAGACAACAGCGGAGCCCCGCAUGCCAAUUACGUUGGACCGUACCGUUUGGAGAAGACGCUGGGCAAAGGACAGACAGGAUUGGUCAAGCUUGGAGUUCACUGUGUUACAUGCCAGAAAGUCGCCAUAAAGAUCGUCAAUCGCGAGAAACUCAGCGAGUCAGUACUAAUGAAGGUGGAGCGGGAAAUAGCCAUUCUGAAGCUCAUCGAACACCCGCAUGUUUUAAAGCUACAUGACGUCUAUGAAAAUAAAAAGUACUUGUACCUUGUACUAGAACAUGUGUCCGGUGGAGAACUCUUUGACUAUUUAGUGAAGAAAGGCAGACUAACGCCUAAAGAGGCCAGAAAGUUCUUCAGACAGAUCAUGUCUGCGCUGGAUUUUUGCCACAGUCAUUCCAUAUGCCACAGGGAUCUGAAGCCAGAGAACCUGUUGCUCGAUGAAAAGAAUAACAUCAGGAUAGCAGAUUUUGGUAUGGCUUCUCUUCAGGUUGGAGACAGUCUUUUGGAAACCAGCUGCGGCUCUCCACACUACGCAUGUCCAGAGGUCAUCAGGGGGGAGAAGUAUGAUGGGAGGAAAGCGGACGUCUGGAGCUGUGGGGUCAUUCUUUUUGCCCUAUUGGUGGGAGCAUUGCCAUUUGAUGACGACAACCUGAGGAAUCUGCUGGAGAAAGUGAAGUUAGGAGUGUUCCACAUGCCCCACUUUAUCCCUCCAGACUGUCAGAACCUCCUGCGGGGCAUGAUCGAAGUGGAUGCCUCCAAAAGACUAACGCUAGAACAGAUCCAGAAGCACACAUGGUACAUAGGGGGUAAGAACGAGCCCGAGCCUGAGCAGCCUGUGCCGCGGAAGGUGACCAUACGCAGUCUCCCGUCUGCAGACGACAUCGACCCCGACGUCCUGGACAGUAUGCACUCUCUGGGCUGCUUCAGAGACAAGAACAAACUGCUAAAAGACCUCCUCUCGGAUGAUGACAACCAAGAAAAGAUGAUCUACUUCCUGUUAUUGGACCGUAAAGAGAGGUACCCCAGUCAAGAGGACCAGAACCUUCCCCCUCGCAAUGAGAUUGAUCCUCCUAAGAAACGUGUCGACUCGCCAAUGUUGAACCGACACGGCAAACGACGACCAGAGAGGAAGUCCAUGGAGGUCCUCAGUGUCACAGACGGCGGUUCACCAGUGCCGGCCAGGAGGGCCAUCGACAUGACACAGCAUGGUCAACGGUCGCGGUCUAUUAGCGGAGCCUCCUCAGGCCUCACCACCAGCCCGCUCAGCAGCCCACGGGUCACCCCUCACCCUUCCCCUCGAGGCAGUCCCCUACCCACCCCAAAGGGCACCCCGGUGCACACGCCCAAGGACAGCCCAGCCGGGACUCCCACCCCAACCCCACCUCCCAGCCCCUCCAUUGGCGGCAUGCCAUGGAGGACUCGCCUCAAUUCCAUCAAGAACAGUUUCCUGGGCUCACCACGCUUCCAUCGCAGGAAACUCCAAGGUCUGUUUCCCACACAAGAAGAGAUGUCCAGCCUCACUCCAGAGUCUUCCCCAGAACUUGCCAAAAAAUCCUGGUUUGGUAACUUCAUCAACUUGGAAAAAGAGGAGCAGAUCUUCAUUGUCAUCAGGGAUAAGCCUCUCAGCUCCAUCAAGGCCGAUAUCGUUCAAGCAUUUCUCUCGAUCCCAAGCCUGAGCCACAGCGUCAUUUCACAGACUAGUUUCCGAGCAGAAUACAAGUCCACGGCUGGCCCGACAGUCUUCCAGAAGCCGGUCAAAUUCCAGGUGGAUAUCACCUACACGGAGAGCACAGCUGCCACCAAGGAGAAUGGCAUCUACUCCGUCACCUUCACCCUGCUCUCAGGACCCAGUCGGCGCUUCAAGCGGGUAGUGGAGACAAUUCAGAGCCAGUUGUUAAGCACACAUGACCAGCCUGGAGUCCAGCAGCUAUCUGACGAGAAGAACGGCCAGGUGCCAUCUAAGCGCUGCCCGUCGCCCGCGCACGCCCGCAGGCAAGAGCAGGAAAACAAUGCCGCCAAAUGCCCGCUCGUGAAGUUGAUGCUACAAGAGGAGUCGAUAGAUCCGAACUAGAUAGGAAAACCAUCACCAUCAUCUCAUCCCUCCUCCUCAUCAUCUCGCGCCCUUUCUUCGUGCUGCUAAAGCGUGUGUGCUAAUCUCACUUGUCUCUCAUCCCAGGACUUAUCCAGAAAACCUAUUAAGUCCCGCCCCCAUCCCUCCCCACUGACCCGCCAACAUCCCCCUGCCCCUACCGGUGCGCAUGAAGAACUGCUUUGGAGAGGUUUGGGUGACCGUGGAAAUCGACCUUUCAUGCAGACUUGUACCUUCAUCUCUCCCAUCCCGGUGUGCCCUGACAGUAGAAGUAGAGGACAAUUCCUUUGGUGUUCCCAAACCCCCUGGCCCCUCCAUACACUCUGGGCACGCUUGCCUCAGAAAACAAGCAUUUUGCUAAGAGACUCACCUUGCAAACCAGCACAUUUCCAGUAUGCACACUAAACUCUGGGAUGUAUGACCAAGAAGAAGAAGACACAAGCAGGAGGCGGAGGAGAGUCGACAUGGAUGCUCGCUGGAUUGUAUUUUUUAUUUUUUUCCUUUAAUGUGCUUUCUUUGAGAUGAACUACGUCUAAAAUUCUGACUUGACCUGAACUACCACUACUGCUGCAAAUGAAUUGGAACUGUGAUUUCAGCGAGAAGUUGGGAGGGUCAUAACAGUGUGGACGGACGGAUGGUUAUCUGAAAAUGAAUGCUUUAUUCUCUUGUACAGACUGCUGUCAUUUCUGAUGUAGUCAAAGAGUUGUCUCGUUGUGACACAUUGUUUUGGUAGCCUAUAGGAUAAAUCAUCGGUGUACUUUUGGUCACAUGAUCAUUUUUGUCUAUCAUGUUCUCUGCAGCACUUUGGUCUUCAGUUCUCCAUUCAGACCUCUCUCUCACGUACUUACCAGCAGUAGAAAAAAAAAAGAAACA